Molecule: messenger RNA, 1125 nt
Organism: Glarea lozoyensis ATCC 20868
Lineage: Eukaryota; Fungi; Ascomycota; Leotiomycetes; Helotiales; Helotiaceae
Product: Multidrug resistance efflux transporter EmrE
Exons: 4
Coding region: 1-1125 (374 amino acids)
Cellular component (GO): Golgi apparatus
Molecular function (GO): antiporter activity
Source: RefSeq, a predicted model, not a curated record
AUGGCCGCAACAGAUCGCACUCCCUCCGUCAGUUCCUCGAUCACAGAGGGACCCGAUGAAAAGAAGAAUUCCUCAGACGGAAGCUUCGUAAAGCUGAAAGCUGGAGAACGGAGUGAAGCCGGCGAUGAUGUGGAAAGGGCAGAAUUACUCCCAGAAGACCAUGAAGAGGAGAAACCAGCGGCGCCAACGUCAAAAGACAACUCAACAAGGACUGCAAUUAUAUGGAUGGUGGUGAACACACUGGCAACAAUUGGCAUUGUUUUCACGAACAAAGCUAUCUUCUCCGACCCGUCCUUGAAGCUGGCGCAACUGACCUUUGCGGCAUUCCACUUCUUCAUAACAUGGCUUACGCUUUUCACACUCUCUCGUCCGCGGUUUGGCAUGUUCACCCCAAGAAGGGUUGCGGUCAAGGAAAUCAUCCCUCUAGCAAUUACAAUGGCUUUGAACGUUAUCCUUCCUAACCUAUCGCUCGCCUUUUCGACCGUCACCUUUUAUCAAGUAGCGCGCAUUCUACUUACGCCAACAGUAGCACUUAUGAACUUUGUGCUCUACAGGUCAACGCUUCCGAGGGGUGCGGUUCUGGCCUUGAUUCCCGCUUGUGUAGGUGUUGGAAUGGUCUCAUACUAUGACUCCCUUCCAAGCGCUGAUGCCAACAUUAAAACGACGAGCACGUUGGGCGUUAUUUUCGCAUUUUCAGGGAUCUUCGCCAGUUCGCUAUACACAGUGUGGAUUGCUAGCUAUCACAAGAAGCUCCAAAUGAACAGCAUGCAGUUGUUGUUCAACCAAGCUCCAUUGGCAGCAUUCAUGCUUCUCUACGUUAUCCCCUUUGUCGACACCUUCCCCACAUGGACGGAGGUUCCGAUAAACAGAUGGGUUAUGAUUAUGAUGUCGGGUCUAUUCGCCUGCGUUAUCAACAUGUCACAGUUUUUCAUCAUUGCGCAGACUGGUCCAGUAUCGAGCACUGUCGUUGGCCACGUCAAGACUUGCACUAUUGUAGCACUUGGUUGGAUGAUGUCUGGGCGUGCAGUUGGAGAUAAGUCGGUACUUGGCGUCUUUGUUGCAGUCGGCGGAAUCAUCACAUACUCCGUGGUAAUGCUUAAGCACAAAGCACAGGGUGGAAAAUAG